This is a messenger RNA of Dichomitus squalens LYAD-421 SS1, 1575 nucleotides long. RefSeq lists its product as uncharacterized. Bases 1 to 1575 code for a protein of 524 amino acids. NCBI's taxonomy places the organism in Eukaryota, Fungi, Basidiomycota, Agaricomycetes, Polyporales, Polyporaceae. Gene Ontology annotation, molecular function: oxidoreductase activity. The transcript is spliced from 5 exons. The record is from RefSeq and is a predicted model, not a curated record.
AUGCCUCAGCAGGUCGCAGAUGAAGCAGCUCUGAAAAGACUGUUCCCCAUACCGGCCCAGGCGCCGUCGUUCCAGGCGCCUGCGCGCUUCCCAGGGAGCUCGCCUGAAGCGGUCGUUGCCCUGCAGAGGACGUUGAAGGAUAACCAUGUCAAAUGGCAUAUAUUCUUUAACACGCAGCGUUUCCACAAUCACGCUUCCCAUCAGCUUCUCGCCAUUUACCAGCUCGGUGCAAAUGGGUCCCUGAUCGAGGCAGCGUACAAGGAGCACACCAAGUACCAGCGCAAGCAGUUCGAUUCUCCUGGUCCUAUCACCACAGAAAACUUCCACGAACAUCUUGGCAAGGAAGAAUACUACCGGGCGUACCUCCAGUUCUUUUCAAAGGUACUGUCCGAAAAGGGGGCAGCCGCUACUCUUGAAGAAUAUAUCUUCUCACCGAAGGCCAAUAUCGACCCUCCGAAAUCCGGGCAGUCCCCGAUGGAGAUGACGAACAGGCUGUUCUCGGGCCUCUUGCACCCUCUCAUUCACACUGGAUAUGGUGCUGAAUUCGGACUUCCUGGCAUGUUCGCGGAAGGGCUGGCCGAAACCGCCGUGCAUCGAACGACUGCCGCUACACUCACUCCCCGUACUCUCUGGAAGUACGCCGAAGCGGUUGGCUCGGAUGUCGGGAACGCGACUGUCUCCCGUAUUACGUCUCUCCUUCCUUCACUUGUUCUCGAUCAGUUCCGAAGCGCCGUCCUGCCGACACAGACGCGGAGGACUUCGAGCGUUCAUGCGCUCUCUCUCGUGUCGCGCAUCCUCAAGGACGACUACUAUUCGUACAAGACCAUCGCUCUCCCGCCUCCGAAGAACAGCGAGGAGGAUACCUCUCUUGAGCGCGUCCUUCACUUGCGAGGUGAGGCACUCGCUGAGCUGAUGAAGGACUGGACCGUGGACGGAACGAACGCGCAAGACGUGGCAAACAAGAUCGAGGAGUUGUUCUGGACGAACACCACCAUCUUCGGAGUGGGCGGCUUCUGGGGGAGGAAGAAGACGAAGAACGGCAAGUUCAACGGCGAUUUCUUCCUCAUGCAUCUUGUCACGUCCGUUCUAUUCCUCCCGUCGCUGGCCGCGUACCUCUCUCCGACGUCGGUCAACAUCCUUCUCCGCACGUAUCUCCUCAACACGCUCGCCCUCUACGUCGCGCGCGGCCGCCCUCCCCUACCAAUCGCCGAGUUUUAUGACACCGUUACGCCCACGCCGGCCCCUCCUGCCGACACCACGACGGAGCCUGUGGACGGGACGCUCGACCCAGAGAACACGACCCCGAACGCGUGGCUCGCGAUCGUGCAGAGCACGCUCAUGCACCCCGACGACCACCUGUGCAAGCUGCAGCGGUCGCUCGCGCACUUCGCGGCGCUGUACGGGACCACGCCUGCGGGGCGCUUGAAGGAGCUGGGCGUCGAGCUGGAGGGCGCAGAGAGGCUGGACGGGUCGCUGUUCGUGCGCACGGCGGGCUUGGCUCUGGAACGGGUGGGGUGGAUGCGCGAGGGGGAGGAGAGGAAGGAGUGGGACUUCGAUGCGUUCUAUCAUGACUGA